Messenger RNA from Acaulospora morrowiae, 685 nucleotides. The record is from the annotation of a GenBank genome assembly. NCBI's taxonomy places the organism in Eukaryota, Fungi, Glomeromycota, Glomeromycetes, Diversisporales, Acaulosporaceae.
AUGGAUACUAAACCAACACUGUCAGAAGCGGAAGAAGGUGAGAUAGUUGAUGACUCUGGAACUUUUGAUAGCGAAGAUGACAAGAGCAAACGAAACAUUGAGGAAAUGACCAAUGGAUUGGCCGCUCUUUCCGGUUCGGGUCAACAACACUCACCUGAAAGCCAGGCUACCGAAGAAUCGACAAAAGAACGCAGGCAAAGUUCCGGGAGUCACGAGGGUGACUCCGCAGUUGAAAGGGGAAAAGGUGAUUGCAGUGAGAGGGAACGUAGGCAUAGGGAAGAGCGCAAGCAUCGACACUCCAGCAAACACUCCCACAGUCACCGUCGUCAUCACGAACGUGACCGUAAUUAUCACACUCAUCACAGUCGUCGUGACUCUGAACGGAAGAAUGGACUGGAGGAGGAGGAAAAACAUCGAAAGGAGGUUCUAGGUAACAACUCGAGUUCGACCGACAAUAUGAUGAUUGAUGAAGACGAAACUCGUAGUGAUGGCUCCGCUUUUCGUGUUGAAAAUUCUGGUGCACCUUCGCGUAAACCUAAACGCAGUAGAGAAGAAUUUUCCUCUGACGAUGAAAGUUACCACCACUCAUCUUCUCGUCGUCAUUCUUCUCGUUACAAUGAACGACGGCAUAGCGUGAGUCAACGGAACAAGGAAUCUCGAGGUCGACAUGAUGAUCGAGAUUACC